AUGCAUUUCAAACGCGUUUUGUCGACGAUCGGCGUUGGUCUUGCCGUCGCUCAAGCCACCCCGAUCCGAGACUCGAUUCAAGAACCGAUCUCCACGGACCCGGCCUCCGGCACAGGCAGCGAAGAGCACCAAAAUCAGCCCACCAAGUAUUUCCACGAGUCGAGCUUCUCGGUCAACUACGACCCUCGUUUUGCCUCUGCGGCUCUCAACUCAACAGCUCAGAGUGACGCCGUCAAAGUCCUGGUGCAGACCUACCUCUCCACCUUCCGUGACUUGAGCAUUCAAACCUGGCCUGCGCAUGGCACUCUUCUGGGCUGGUGGUGGAACAAGCAGCUGCUUCCUUGGGAUGCGAAACCUACCGUCCAAGUCUCUAAUGAUGACAUCAACUUCCUGGCUGCUUAUCACAACAUGACGACCUGGUACUUCAAAUAUCCCAAGAUUCCCGCCGGCCGCUCUUUCCAAUUGGAGGUGAACCCAAACUACGUCAAUGGAAGACAAGACGACGGUGCAAAUACCGUUGAUGCGCGAUGGAUCGACAUGGAGAAUGGAUUGUUUAUCGAUAUCAUGGCGGUACGAUAUGUGAAAGACGAUUCCGAGGGCGAGGGUGUCCUAGCAAGCAAGGAUGGGCAUGAAUUCAGAAACACAUAUCUGUAUCCGCUGCUUGAGACGACAUUUGAGGGCGUGAAGACGAAAAUUCCAUACAAGUACAAGGAAAUGCUUGUGGCGGAAUAUGGAAAGGAUGUGCUGAUCAGAAAGAACAUCAAGGGUCACACGUUUGUUGACAGCGAUAUGAAGUGGAUUCCGAAUGAGGAACUCUGA
Molecule: messenger RNA, 819 nt
Organism: Colletotrichum truncatum
Lineage: Eukaryota; Fungi; Ascomycota; Sordariomycetes; Glomerellales; Glomerellaceae
Product: mannosylphosphorylation protein
Source: RefSeq, a predicted model, not a curated record